This is a messenger RNA of Drosophila grimshawi, 1471 nucleotides long. RefSeq lists its product as uncharacterized. Gene Ontology annotation, cellular component: SCF ubiquitin ligase complex. The transcript has 2 exons. Gene Ontology annotation, molecular function: protein binding. NCBI's taxonomy places the organism in Eukaryota, Metazoa, Arthropoda, Insecta, Diptera, Drosophilidae. Gene Ontology annotation, biological process: regulation of protein stability. The coding region runs from base 42 to 1001 and encodes 319 amino acids. The record is from RefSeq and is a predicted model, not a curated record.
UAAUUAAGCUGCUGGGAAUGUAAACAGAACGUGGAGUUUAAAUGUUGGAUGAUGAAACUGAGAAAUGCAUACAUCAGAAAUUGUACCGCAGCAGGGGUAAGUGCGCAAUAUUUGCACGUCAAUCGGACUUUCGCGUUGAGCUGAAGACGAAAUCCACUGCGACAUCAAUUGCCGCAAUAAAUGAGAAUGCUGCCAGCAACAACAACAACGGGAUUUGUAUUGGACAUGAUAUUUGGUUGCAUAUAGCGAUGCAUCUAGAUCCGGAGGACGUGCAAGCCUUUGCUUUGGUAUGCAAACAGACCGCCCGGCUGGUGAACUCGCGAGCCUUCUGGCGGAACAUGUACAAACGCUAUUGCCUGGCUGGAUCCAUCAAGGUGUGGAAUUUGGAGCUGCCCGCCGAGCUGCAAUUGGAAGCAAUACGUAAUUGUGAUGCAAAAGCGCUGCGAUCACGAGUGAUCCAGUCACUUUUCCAUUGUUAUCGACCGUUUAGUGAGCGAAUUGAGCUGGGCUACAAGCUCGACUGGCUGCUGCAGCGAAAAUUUGUAUGCUGCUCGCAGAGAGAGUUUCGUCGCUUGUGGUUCGUCUAUUAUACACUUUCGAAUCGAGCAAGGACAUGUGGACAUUUGGCGGAGAUGGCGGCGGAUACGGAUGUGGUCAAUGAUUGGGAAACACUUGCCGAGGAUGAUGGUGCACCAGCACAAAGCUAUGCCAAUCGUCAUGAUGGUGUUGUCCUGCUGAUUGUUGUAUGUCGACAAUUUAUGCCGCUGCCAUUCCAGUUGCUCUACAACCAGCAGCAGUCGCGCUUUCGCCUCAAGGCGACCCGUGAGCUGCUCUGCACGGAUAUGCGGACCACGAACCUGGAACUGGACUUUGUCGAGGAUAACAGCAGCAGCAACGGCCAGAUCAGCAUAACAGUGAAAUAUUCCCAUAUGGAAAACUAUAAAGUGCUGCCCUGGUGGCAUCCAGACUUUAAGACUCAUUUUGCAUGUCGUUCACGUUGAACAAUCUCUCUCAAGAUCAGUUCAAAGGUCAGCCAUUCUUGUAAACAGCUUUUUCUACAAUUGCAUUCAAUAUUAUCAGAAUCGUGUAAUCGAGUAUUUUAAUGGGCCACCCAGCCACCAAUUCUUAUCUCAAAUGUUUGCACAUUGUUGUUUGCGUGGUAAAAGUCAAACGACACGACUCGAAACAGAUGUUAUAAGUUGUUAGGAACAGACAAGAGCUACCUGAAUGAUUUGCCGAUAAACAAUCGUUCGUAGAUAGAAUUUAUUCUUCUAUUUGGACUGCUGGUGUAUAAAACAUUUUAAUACGUAAUUUUACAAAAGCGAUUGUUGUCAUUAUGAUAAAGGAUUACAACUGGAAGAUUAUUGAUAUAUACACUUUCAUCUUAAAUACUUUGUGUCACAUACAUACAUACAUACAAAAAACAAACAAUAAAAAGUGGUCGUUCGAUAUUGCGAUCACUUUCGGUGUU